AUGCAAUCCAUCCUCUGCUACUGCCUUGCAGUCCUCUGCGGCCUUCUGUGCCUCGGCCAUUGCGACGAGCUUGACGACGCCGGCUACAGCGUCUCCCACAGCGGCAACAAGUGGACAGUCUCGUCUGGCGGCUACAUUGUCAACGAGUUCCGCAUCGACGGCAACCGCAUCAAAGUCGACUUUGUCGCCAACGGCUUUGACGAGGGCGGCGUCUCCCUGCGCGACAUCAUCGUCCGUGUCUGGGGCCGCGCAGAAAAGCGGCUGUCUGACCUCGACUCUGUCCAGUUCGUCGACGUCAUGGAGUACAGGGCGAUGAACUCGAUCGCGCAGGCCAGGAAUAUGCGCGGCGUCGGUCCCAAGACGAGCUUCCAGAUCGACAUGGGCGACAUCGGUUGGGGAGAGAUUACCGACAACCCGUUCUACUGGCAUAUUCACAAGAUGUGCUGGGAGUGGACGAGCAUGGAGGGCAAGGACGUCACGGGGGCGUAUGUUUCGAGUCUGGAGGACUCGGAGGGAAUCCAGCCAGAUGACUUGAUUUUCUACAUUGCGGAGUAUGAUCAGCCUUCGCCGAGAAAUUAA
Messenger RNA from Colletotrichum orchidophilum, 579 nucleotides. RefSeq lists its product as uncharacterized. The coding region runs from base 1 to 579 and encodes 192 amino acids. NCBI's taxonomy places the organism in Eukaryota, Fungi, Ascomycota, Sordariomycetes, Glomerellales, Glomerellaceae. The transcript has a single exon. The record is from RefSeq and is a predicted model, not a curated record.